This is a messenger RNA of Magnolia sinica, 1706 nucleotides long. Its product is annotated as histone deacetylase 10, chloroplastic. Gene Ontology annotation, cellular component: histone deacetylase complex. The coding region runs from base 99 to 1433 and encodes 444 amino acids. Gene Ontology annotation, biological process: chromatin organization. Lineage: Eukaryota; Viridiplantae; Streptophyta; Magnoliopsida; Magnoliales; Magnoliaceae. The transcript has 9 exons. Gene Ontology annotation, molecular function: histone deacetylase activity. The record is from RefSeq and is a predicted model, not a curated record.
CAGUGGCGUUGCUUGGUCGACCGGGUAUUUAGCUAUCUAUUUUCAAAACUCCAGUUAUCUUUCAGCGUUGGAAACUCCAGUAAUCUUUCAGAGAAGGCAUGGGGCAGCAAACGAUGACUACUACUGCUUUUGAAGCUGGUCAUUUGUUCCCUUUGAUUGGCAAUAGGAUGGGUAACCUGAAGAAUCAUUAUGCAUUUGGUUUGAAAAACAGAGUGUUGGUUCUGGAUAAAGGUUUCUACAAGUAUCCCAGAUCGAAAAGGAAAUAUUCUUCAGAAAGCAAUAGGGCUUGCAUUUCUUGUUCGAGCGACAUUCUUUAUGUUUCUUCUUCUAAUAUCGAACUAUUUGAAGCAAGCGUUCUUUAUUGUGCUGCUCCCGCCAUGGGUCAUAAUCAGGAGUCGCACCCAGAAUCCAAUUUUAGGGUGCCUACAAUCUUGAGUGCUCUUGAAAAAAUGGAGCUCACAUCGAAGCACCGUGGCUCAGAGGUGAUUGAAAUUCAAAAGUUUAGGCCUGCUUCCGUGGAUGACAUUGCAAGUGUUCAUUCAAGAGGUUAUGUAAUUGGUCUUGAGAAGGCUAUGUCUAAGGCUUCUGAAGAAGGUCUUAUUUUUAUUGAGGGGUCUGGACCAACAUAUGCUACUGCAACUACCUUUCAGGAGUCGCUUAUUGCAGCUGGAGCAGGAAUAACCUUGAUUGAUUCAGUGGUGGCAGCAUCAAGGAUCAGCCAGAAUCCACCAGUGGGGUUUGCAUUGAUAAGGCCUCCAGGUCAUCAUGCUAUUCCAAAAGGUCCUAUGGGAUUCUGUGUCUUUGGAAAUGUAGCUGUGGCAGCUCGCUAUGCACAGCGUGUGCAUGGGUUAAAGCGGGUUCUUAUCAUAGAUUUUGAUGUUCAUCAUGGUAACGGAACAAGCGACGCGUUCUAUGAUGAUCCGGAUAUAUUCUUCAUUUCAACUCACCAGGACGGAAGUUACCCUGGUACAGGCAAAUUUGAACAGGUUGGUCAUGGAAAUGGUGAAGGAACGACGCUAAACCUGCCCUUACCUGGAGGCUCGGGUGAUAAUACAAUGAGACGCGUGUUUGAUGAGGUCAUUGCACCAAGCGCCCAAAGGUUCAAGCCGGAUAUCAUUCUCGUCUCAGCUGGUUACGAUGCCCAUGUGCUAGAUCCGCUUGCCUCUCUGCAAUUUACAACCGGCACAUAUUACAUGCUUGCUUCGAACAUCAAACAACUUGCUAAAGAGCUGUGCGGUGGGCGUUGUGUGUUCUUCUUGGAAGGUGGAUACAAUCUCCAAUCUCUAUCAUAUUCCGUGGCAGACACAUUCCGAGCACUUCUUGGAGACCCAAGUAUGGCUUCACACUUUGAUGACCCUGCCAUCUUGUAUGAAGAGCCAUCGACAAAAGUGAAAGAGGCGAUUCGGAGGGUCAAGCACAUCCACUCUCUCUAGAAUCCACAUGAAUACUCUUUGAAUAUACAUAUGAUUGGUUGUAGUAUACCACAUUGCUUCUGAAUCAACAAGAAUGCGGCAAGAUCUUUUUUUUUUUUAGAUGUAUAUUUGUAGUAUCAGGCUGGCGUAGCCGAAGAGUGUGUUGUAGGUCCAUGAUACAGUCCAAUGUCAAUAGGAUUCAUCCAUACAUGACACAGUUCCAAUGUUGAGUGCUCCAUUGUAGGUGGACAACAUGGUGAAAAUCAAGCAAUUUGAAUGGUCCAAAUGGCAGCA